AUGAAGAUAUUAUCAUUAUUAUUACUAGUUGCCAUAUUGGCAACAUCUUUUGAUAUCUCUAAAGCUGUUGAUCCACCAGCAAGCUAUUGUGAAGGUCUAAAGUAUGCAUUGAUGUUCUACAAGUAUAAUAGAGCUGGUAAACUACCAGACAAUGAUGUACCUUGGAGAGGUGACUCGGUGUUGAUCGAUGGCACACUGCAAGGUGGCUACUUUGAUGCUGGUGACCAUGUCAAGUUCGCACUGCCCAUGGCCUACUCCAUGACAAUGCUCGGAUGGUCCUUUAUCGAGUACGAGAAGAACGUUGCUGCCUGUGGUGUUACCGACCUGUUCCUACAAGACAUCAAGUACGGAACAGAUUGGCUGAUCGCCGCACACAUCAGUCCAAACCAGUUUGCUGCACAAGUUGGUCAAGGUGGUACCGAUCACGGAUGGUGGGGUCCUCCCGAGAAGCUCAACAUGGUCCGUCCUGUCUACUACUUGUCACCAGGUGCCCCAGGUACUGAGGUAGCAAUGGAGGCCGCUGCUGCACUUGCUGCCGCUUCCAUCGUGUUCAAGACUAGAGAUCCAGCCUACUCUGCCCUAUGUCUAUCUCAUGCUCGUCAACUUCAUUCCUUUGGUGAUACCUACCGUGGAAAGUACUCUGACUCUGUUCCAGAUGCCCAAGUAUUCUACAACUCAUGGUCCGGUUACAAGGAUGACAUUGUGUGGGGCACACUCUGGAUGUACAAGGCAACUGGAGAUGCCGCAUACCUUACCAAGGCCAAGGCUGACUACACAUCGUUCGGCAUAGCUUCGAUGGCCCAGGGCAACUCUCACGAUUGGGAUCUGAAGGCCCCUGGUGCCACCAUUCUGAUGGCCAAGAUCACCAAGGAUCCAAACCAUAUCAGAGAUGCCGAGAGCUGUCUUAACUACUGGUUGCCAGGAGGUGGUGUCACCUACACUCCAGAUGGACUCGCUUGGAUCAGACAAUGGGGACCAGCUCGUUACGCCGCCACAUCCGCAUUCCUUGCCGCUGUCUAUGGCGGUGACAAGUACAAUCAGUUCUCCAAGAAGCAGAUUGACUACAUUCUUGGCCACAAUCCCAAGAGUCAAUCAUUCGUUGUAGGCCUUGGUCCAAACGCCCCAGUCAACCCACAUCAUCGCGCUGCCCAUCAAUCCUCAACCAACGAUAUCAACAACCCAAGAACCAACACAUACCUUCUGAAGGGUGCUCUUGUCGGUGGUCCAGGCAAUGAUGACAGCUAUGUUGACGAUCGUUCUGAUUAUAUUAAGAACGAAGUUGCCUGUGAUUACAAUGCUGGAUUCGUUGGAGCCCUUGCAGCCUUGGCUGGAUCUUCUCCACCAGCCGAAACAUCUAAGCCCACUGCUCAGCCAACUGCUCAGCCAACAGAAAAGCCAACAACUCAGCCAACUGCUCAACCAACAACCAAGCCCACCACUCAACCAACUACUCAACCAACAACUAAGCCAACUUCAACACCAACCAAUCCAACUACAACAGGAUGCUCGGUUGCCUUCCACCAGAGAGUACUCAAUCAGUUCCAGAGCGGUUCAGAGACAUUCAGUGUUGUUGAUACCAUUGUUACGAAUGAUGGAAGUGCCAAGGUCAAGUCAUUGGUAUUCGAGAUCAGCCAACCUGUUGAGAGCAUAUGGGGCGUGUCCACCGUUGGAAAGAAGUACUCACUGCCUUCGUACCUGAAAGAAGUCAACGUUGGAGAGACCUUCUCAUUUGGCCUAAUUGUCAAGGGAACAGUUCCACCUGGUAUCAUUAACAAGGUGCUCAAAUGCUAG
Messenger RNA from Acytostelium subglobosum LB1, 1791 nucleotides. RefSeq lists its product as hypothetical. The transcript has 2 exons. NCBI's taxonomy places the organism in Eukaryota, Evosea, Eumycetozoa, Acytosteliales, Acytosteliaceae. Gene Ontology annotation, biological process: carbohydrate metabolic process. The coding region runs from base 1 to 1791 and encodes 596 amino acids. The record is from RefSeq and is a predicted model, not a curated record. Gene Ontology annotation, molecular function: hydrolase activity, hydrolyzing O-glycosyl compounds; carbohydrate binding.